AUGACAAAGCUCUACCGCUGGGAAGACGAAAAGUUUUUCUCUGCGAAAAACAGCUACGACGACUUUGACAGGCUAAACAUGCCAUGGGAUCAUGGCCAUGAAGCGGUUGGACCAAACUGCCUCUACGCCUGCGGAAAGAUUGCGUGGAUGCCAGAAAUGCGUCUCAUUAUUCUUGACGACCUCGCAAACAGGAGCCGCAUGAUCUACAGCGUUCCUCUGAUUGUACCCAUGGGGACGGAUACAGACCUUUCGGCCCUAGGAGACAAACUGCUUGUCGUCAUUAGUGACAGAACUUUACUUGCAUGGGAAUACACCUCUGGCCGGUUCUCUUCCGUUACUUUACCUGGAGAAGUCACCCGAUGCAGCACUGAAGGGCUGCGGGUAGCCGUCGUCACCCAAGCCGAGAAUGACAGCAAGGAACUUAUCGUCUGGUACUUCCAGGGCGACCUCCAGCGGCUCGAAUACGCAAGCCUGCUCAAUGAUGUUACAAAGGAAGAUAAAGAUGCGAAGGAUCACUUCGUCAACAACCUCGACAUCAUACUACACACCCAUCAGGACGAUGUGGCGUUCGUAGUCACUGCAUAUCCCGACAUUCGCUCUGUCAAGCCCGGACAGCCCGGCCAUACUAACCUUCGUGGCAAGGAAAUUAUGAGAGCGACGACAGUGUUCCUAUAUGGAACAAGAGCGAGGUAG
Anthostomella pinea is the source of this 693-nucleotide messenger RNA. The record is from the annotation of a GenBank genome assembly. Lineage: Eukaryota; Fungi; Ascomycota; Sordariomycetes; Xylariales; Xylariaceae.